Molecule: messenger RNA, 605 nt
Organism: Gamsiella multidivaricata
Lineage: Eukaryota; Fungi; Mortierellomycota; Mortierellomycetes; Mortierellales; Mortierellaceae
Product: thioredoxin-like protein
Exons: 6
Coding region: 73-537 (154 amino acids)
Source: RefSeq, a predicted model, not a curated record
AAGAGGCGAUUCGAAUCCAAUCGAUUCGUCUAGUACGCUCUUCCAUCCUCCGCAGCCUUAAUCACUUUCACCAUGAACUUCCUUCGCAGCGCAACAUCGACUCUCCGCCCCAGUAGCCACAUUCUCACCCGCCGUGCAGCUCUCCCUGCCACGACCUUUGCUGUGCGCCACCUUUCCGACUCUACCAAGAAGACCAUCGAGGAUGCCAUUGCCCAAAACAAGCUGGUUGUCUUCAUGAAGGGAACCCCUGAUGCCCCUCAGUGCGGAUUCAGUCGUGCUGUCAUGCAGAUCCUCACUGUCCAAGGAGUUGACAUGCAAAACUCGUUGAAGAGCUUCAACAUUCUAGCCGACGAGGAGCUUCGCAGCGGUAUCAAGGAGUUUUCAUCGUGGCCCACUAUUCCCCAGGUAUACAUCAAUGGCGAGUUCGUCGGAGGAUGCGACAUCAUGCUCAACAUGCACCAGUCUGGCGAGCUCGAGAAGCUAUUGCUCAAGGAGGGCUUGGUCGAGCCCGAGCCCGAGGAGAACCCCCGCGCAUAGAUACACUUGCAUGCAGAUCACUGGCGAGAGAGCACGAAUAAACAAUCAGAUUUUCAGUAUUGCUAUCU